This is a messenger RNA of Cotesia glomerata, 483 nucleotides long. RefSeq lists its product as uncharacterized. The record is from RefSeq and is a predicted model, not a curated record. Lineage: Eukaryota; Metazoa; Arthropoda; Insecta; Hymenoptera; Braconidae. The transcript is spliced from 2 exons. Bases 7 to 483 code for a protein of 158 amino acids.
GCAAUAAUGGAAAAUCCAUCGAAUCAACUCAUCCAAGCUCAAUUGGAAGCCGCUGUGAAAUCAAUUCAUACUUUUCCAGAGUCCUCUGUCAAGAGUCAUAUUAUAGAGGAAAAAAAAAAAGUUUUUGAGAAUUUUUUUACAAAAUUUUCUAACUAUGAACGUGAAGAUGAGGAUAAAACUGACGAUAAAAUGAUAACAAUCGAUUCGUUAUUGGAAUUGUACAAGGUGGAACUAGGAUUGGACGAUCGAAACUUGUUUUCAAGUAAUGUUGGUAUGACUAUAACGGUUAAGGACAUAAAAAGGCUUAUCCCACCAAAUGAAUUGAAUGAUGAAGUAAGUUAUUAUUUUUAUUCCGAAAUUUCUAAAGUUCAACUUUUUAUGAAUCGUGUCAAAUUUUUUCGUUCAUCUAUCGCAUGUUGCAUUACAGCUUUAUAUUUUACCUCUCUAGAGAAAUCUCUCUCUACUUACCUCUUCUAUAAUUAA